GCAGCUCUUCGGUGCGGAAGCCCGAUCCAUUUUUCCAGGUACUUGCGGAGCGGCAGCGGGCGUUUCUCGCGCGAGAAGAAGGACACGUGUUGGCGCUUGAGCGUCAAAAUUCAGCCGUGUCCGGGACGGCGCUCCACUCGGGAAGCGGGCAACCGGGAUCGCAGCCACUAACCAGUGUGGCUUUCCUUGCUCGAACAACUGAUCUUACGGAGGAACCGGAGUGCACGGUGCCGAAAACACUGGCAACUGAGAUCCUUUUUGCUAUGAUUGCGACUCUGUACCAGACGAUGGUCGAAUCUGUCAUGGACAUCAACGCACGCAAGAUGAUUCCCUUCCGCCUUCAAACGCACGGUCUUAAUGACUUGCAGCUGCGCAUUCGGGACGGUUUGCAGAGCGACUCACUCUGGGCCAGCUUGAUUACGACUCUUAACCAGCUUCUCGGCAACAGGAGCACCUACG
Amoebophrya sp. A25 is the source of this 459-nucleotide messenger RNA. Lineage: Eukaryota; Dinophyceae; Syndiniales; Amoebophryaceae. The record is from the annotation of a GenBank genome assembly.